CCCUACUUCACGUCUUAUCGUUCUUUUUGUUUGAAUCAUUUUCAGUAGAUUAAGAAAGGUAAUUACCUACCUGGACUUUUUAGUUAAUUGAUAAUUUUCUUUGACAUUACCAGUAAAUUUUUCUAUCAAAAAUCUAAAUUUUUGUAUCAAAAUGGAAGGCGGAGAAGCAACAUAUGGGGAGGCACCAAUAAGAGCCCCAACUACUGAUCCCCUCAACACAGAAUUCGUUUACUACUCGGCGGUACUACGCAUGUUUGGACCAACUCUAACCAAAGAAGGCGACCGCCGUUACAUUAUCCCUUGGAUCAGGAAACUGUUCAGGCCCGAAUAUCACAGUUCGCAAUUGCGCGAAAAACGCAACAAAUAUUUAGCUUAUCUGACGACUUCCUUGCUUCUCGACGAAGCUGUCGAUACUUUUAGGAGAUUUCCACCGGACGGUCCGUUGCCGGACUUGCAGUCGGUGCGUCCCGGACCGGUGGCCGCGGCCCAAUGGGAAACUGAUAACAUGUGGCAGGAUUCUUUGCAAAAUUUACCAGACGAUUUCAGUUUGCUGGAUUGUUAUAUCCAUGACGAGCCUGAGAUGUGUAAGAAGGAUCAUCAGUUUGAUAAGAUUCUGGAUCAAGAGUUCCAGUUGUACUUGUAUCUGAUCAAACCGUACGCGGCAAUGAUCUCGAGCGGCACCGAGCGGACAAGAGUGGCCGCCUGGUUGCAGAUGCUGUGCUCGGUGCACGGCAAUGAGUGCUGUUCCAGAAUGAAAGCUAUCAGGAACGAUUACAUGAUGGCUUUACUCGGUUACGUGCACGAUUUAAGGGCUGUCGGUCCUUUUGCCGAAAAUCCCUCGUGGCAAACGUUGAAACCUUUGGCCGAAGCUGCGAAACUGGCGGUCGAAAAUUGUGCAAUAACCGAUCCGACCGGAUGUUAUGCUAACGAAUUUCUUGCGAAUCAACCGAUGCCAGACGACGGCGCCUUCUGUUACAUCGCCAUCACUGGAGAUUUGGUCACCAGUAAUCUGCCUCAAACUUGAGAAUUAUUUUGAUAAUAAAGUUGUUAUUUUAUAUGCGAGUAUCGGCAAAGUUUCAAAAUCCACUAGAAACC
Ceutorhynchus assimilis (cabbage seed weevil) is the source of this 1095-nucleotide messenger RNA. NCBI's taxonomy places the organism in Eukaryota, Metazoa, Arthropoda, Insecta, Coleoptera, Curculionidae. The record is from the annotation of a GenBank genome assembly.